AUAUAAUAACCAUUGUUGCUUUAAGAAGUUAUGAAUUGUUGAAUUAACGUUUUUAUUUGAAUGAUUUUUUUAGAAAUUUAUCCUGUGUUAAUAUGUAGUGAGUUGUGAAUGGUUUAUCAACAGUGAAUAUAAAUGCAAAUAGGCAAUACAAUCUGGCAACCCUGCCAGUCUGCUUUUUUUGUGUACCGCCUCGGGAAUAUCCGCUGUUCUGUCGAUUUGUCCUGCCUUGUCAGACUUUCCUGCAGUAGCGCAAAAUUAUAGCUAAUAUUUAUCGAUCCAUCAUCCUACCACAUCGAAAACCUUCUGCGGGUUUUUGCUUCGCGUCUGUGACUACGUAAAAUAAUUCAGUGUAACUUUGCCGAAGAUUCUUACUUGGCAAUGGCAGGAAGAUUUUACAGUGCAAAAUACUCUAUCAGAUUGUCCUAACGGUAUAAAAUAAACAGGUAGGAUGAUUUUACAGUGCAAAAUACCUCAUCAGAUUCCAAGACCACACGCAAGUAGUAAAAAAUGAUGGGCGUGUUGUUCAGCGUGACAAAAAUGACGCAAUAUUGAUUUGCGCAUGCGCAGUAAGCACUGGUCGGACAAUCUGACGGCUAGGAUGAAAUGUCAGGACACCUGCAGAAAUGAAUGAGGAGCGAAUAUAUCUCACUGUAUUUCGACUUCACGCUGCCGGGAGGAUUAUCACACGGCGUCAUUGAUUAGGAUGGUAAACAAUAAAAAUGAUUGUAUGUUCUAGUUGAUUUGAAACCAUAUGAGAGAUUUCGAGUAGAUGGAUAUGACAGGGAUGCAGAGGACGUUUGGCCUGAACAUCGGUGUUCUCACAAAAUAUGCGAGCUAAAUCUUGGCUGAAACACACGUCGCUAAGGAUUUGAAAGGCGCACGAAAACUGGAGAAACUUGAAUUCCCAGCUGUGUUUUAAUAUCAUUUUAGGCUAGGUUUAGGGCUGUUUUAGGAUUGGCCCGUCAUUUUGAUGGUUUCUCUACGCUUGGUAUUCGUUGUUAAUCGCCCUUCUGUGUGAGCGCAUGCGCAAUGGCAGGCCGCGAGCAGCAUCAGCAUCAACAUCCGCAGGUGGAGAUGAAGGAAGAGCUGGAUGAUGCGGAGCUGGCACUGCAGGGCAUAAGUAUGCUCCUCAACAACGGGUUCAAGGAAAGUGAUGAGCUCUUCAGGAGAUACAGGACCCAAAGUCCAUUGAUGAGCUUCGGAGCCAGUUUUGUGUCUUUCCUGAAUGCCAUGAUGACGUUUGAGGAGGAGAAGAUGCAGAUGGCCUGUGAUGACUUGCGUACCACAGAGAAGCUGUGUGAAAGUGACAAUGCUGGUGUCAUCGAGACCAUCCGCAAUAAAAUCAAGAAGAGUGUAAGCAUGCAUAUGGACUCUCAGACGUCAGGAUUGGCAAUAGUAGAUCGGCUGCAAAGGCAGAUAAUAGUGGCUGACUGUCAGGUCUACCUCGCUGUGCUCUCGUUCAUCAAACAGGAACUGUCAGCAUACAUUAAAGGAGGCUGGAUCCUCCGCAAGGCUUGGAAGAUGUACAAUAAAUGCUACAGUGAUAUUAGCCAGCUUCAGGAGGCGUGUCGCAGGCGUUCCUCUGAUCAGGCAAAUCACAAUACGCCUGCUGCUGAGAGCAAUGGCGGGCUGACGGAGGAGGCACUGGGGCGUCUGAAGGGCUCAGUCAGUUUUGGCUAUGGCCUUUUCCAUCUCUGCAUCUCUAUGGUUCCUCCCCACCUACUGAAGAUUGUCAACCUGCUGGGAUUCCCAGGAGAUCGACACCAGGGCCUGGCAUCACUCAUCUACGCCAGUGAGAGCAGAGACAUGAAGGCACCACUGGCCACGCUAGCUCUCUUGUGGUACCACACAGUGGUGCAGCCCUUCUUUGCUCUGGAUGGCUCUGAUUCCCGGGCAGGGCUGCUUGAAGCCAAAACCAUUCUGCAAAAGAAAUCAGUAACUUACCCCAACUCCUCUCUCUUCAUUUUCUUCAGAGGACGAGUGCAGAGAUUAGAGUGCCAAAUAAACAGUGCACUGGCAUCUUUCCAUGAUGCCCUGGAGUUUGCUUCAGACCAAAGAGAGAUCCAACAUGUGUGUCUCUAUGAGAUCGGGUGGUGCAGUAUGAUUGAGAUGAACUUUGAAGAUGCUUAUAAGGCUUUUGAAAGACUGAAAAAUGAGUCCAGGUGGUCACAAUGCUACUACGCUUAUCUAACUGGAGUAUGCCAGGGUGCGUCGGGUGAUUUGGACGGUGCAAACACUGUUUUCCAAGACGUACCUAAGCUCUUCAAACGCAAGAACAAUCAGAUCGAGCAGUUUGCAUUCAGGAGGGCAGAGCGAUUGAGGAAGCUGGGGGCCACACAGGAGCUGUGCAUUCUGGGAGUUGUAGAAGUUCUCUACCUGUGGAAGGCUCUUGCAAAUUGCUCAUCCUCCAAACUGCAGCUCAUGAGCCAAGUGCUGCAGGGUCUGGACGACCCAUCUUGCCAGGGUUUAAAACACCUGCUUCUCGGUGCUAUACAGAAAUGUCUUGGAAACAUUAAAGAUGCUGUCCAGUCGUACCAGAUGGCAGUCAGGGAUGAGCUGGGUCGACUGAACAACUCUUACGUGCAGCCGUACGCCUACUACGAGCUAGGAUGUGUGUUAUUAGCUAAACCUGAGACUUUGAGUAAAGGAAGGUCAUUGUUGCUUCAGGCAAAGGAGAACUGUACAGGAUAUGACUUUGAGAACAGACUGCAUGUGCGAAUCCACACGGCCCUUGCGUCUGUGAAGGAAGUGGUCCCUCUGUGACCCCAACCGAUCCAGGAAGUGCAUUUUACAGGGACCAGUCCUGUUUGGCACCUUUUAAAAUGCGAGCCAUAAAAGAAAAUUCUCUUUCUUUUUUUGUGAAAACCAAAAUGAUGACAAAUUAUUUUCUAGUUGGAUAGGUUGAUCACAGUAAUGUUUCUUUCCUCAUUUCUUAUGUUCAAGGUGGAUUUCUUGUUUUUAAGUAGUAGAUUAUGCUUAAAGUUGAGUGUAUUGCCACAUUUUUGUUCAUUUAAAGGUAGCUGAUCCAUUAUACUAAUGAAUGUUUCUGUUUCUGAAUGUUUUGCUUUUCAAUAUGUAUUGAGUUUUAGACAGAACAUCUGGAAAGGGUCAGAAAAUGUUCUGAAUUUGGGUGGCUUUGUUUUUUUUUUUAUAAUUUAUGUUAAUUUAAGAAUGAGUGUCAUGAGAAUAAUACUAGAUUAACACUACCUACCUAACACUACCUAACACUAUUACUAGAUUUACACACACACGUUAAUGUCAGAGGAUGGUAUUAUUCCGACUAAGGUCUCUGUCACAUUUCAACGUUUUCUCUAAUAAGAAUAUUCCCACAUAUUCCCACUGAAAGAAAUAGAAUUUAACCCUAAUUUUUCAGUUUACAAAACAUAUGAACAUAUCUACAUGUGAUCUCUAGUAGCCCUGAAAAUAAUUGAAAUAAUCACUGUGGAAUAAUAAAUUGUUUAAUAUGUUUUAAUGCCCAGAUAACUACUAUAAUGGCUCAAGAGCAUCACUUAAUAUCUUGCUCAGUUACUGGGAUUUAAGAACAUAAGAUAAGAUAAGAUAAGAUAAUACUUUAUUAAUCCCCAGAUGGAGAAAUUAUAGUGUCACAGCAGCAGAGAUGGAGAUGAAGUGAGAUGAAGGUCUCCUUGUUCAUCUGCCAAACCAAAUAGCUCAGUAGUGAACAGGCUCACAUUUGUCAAGAGGGAUUUCAGUAUCUCAGAUAUCUCAGAUGUAUAUUAUGAACAAUUUUCAGCUGGUUAGCUGAGUAUGCAGGUUCUGCAGCUAAAGAAGGUCCUGUUUCCUUUGAAAAUCAGCAUGUCAGAUGUGACCGGUUUAAAGACAGCAACCCUUACACUCGCCACAUUAGUUUUACUAGUUUAGAAGUAGUUUUAAAUGGGAAUAUGUAGAUUUAGAACUGUGUUAACAAAUUUGAACCAAAGACCAAUCUAUAGUAUCACAAUAGACCAUACCAGUGGAGUUAACCAUUUAAAAUUACACUUUUGAAUUUAGGGAUAUUCAGGGGUAUUCAACUAAAAUUUGCGAAGGUUCAGCUACAAAGGUGCGGAUAAGUGACUAACAUGACUGAAUGACAACAGUUACCUUUUAAUGCUGAACCAUUAAUGAUUAGUUUGUGGAUAUAAAUAAUGCAAUUUCAAGUCGUUAUGUUUUGACAGUGGUGCUUCACAUUACAAUUUUAUCUAGUGCUACAAAAGGAUGAGAUGGAUGUUUUAAACAUAAAGUGAAGAAUAAACCCAUAUAUUUCUCUGUCCAGUCAUCUUUAAACAUUCUGUUUUCCUCAUCAAGUCAUGUAGUCAUGUCACUAAUCAGAGCAGAGUGGGUAGGCUAAAUGAAACUGGAGUCAUCAAACUAUGGCCAGUUUUUUUCUUUUUCGAUUCAGUCUGCUGAAAUACUAUGCUGGGACUAGCAUUUCGAUGAUUCCUGCUUUAGAGCAUUACUGAUUAGUUUGCAGACACACACACAUUAGACAUUGCUAUCUCGGCUACAGUUCACUAAUCAGUGUUUUUUUUCAGUGAUCAAAUGUGCUGAGUGAUAUUCACUGCAUGUGUUGUCUGCAUUGCAGUGACUUGUGUAUGCAGUUUAAUAGUCUAAAAUCUGUAAUCAUACUAACGUCCCAUCAUUAAGACAAGUUUGAGGUGUGCAAAAAUCAGAAUUUCUAUCCAGUCAAUAAAUCAGUUGUCUUCAUUAUCAUGCUGGAAAUAUGUUUGCCACUGCCAGUGUAGGAGAGAGAGAGAGAGACCAUGUUCCCAAAACUGUGAGAAAAAAGUGAUUAUUCAAGGAACUGAUUACACAUGGAUACUGUCUUGGGUUUGAUUAUGAGACAUACAGUAAGAUACAUAAUAAAAAUAUAACCAUCUUACCAGAAUAUUGACCAUAUUUAAAUAUUCCUUCUCUGCAGGAAAAACAAGAUCACUAAAUCAGAUUGCUACUGUAUCUAACCCUUUACAAUUGUCCUCAAUAUUAUGAUAAGUCCAGACUAUCAGAUAUGUUAUUCAGUUAUGAGCCCAAUUGACUGGUCUUUUUUUUUAACUAUACACUUAAAGUGCAUACAAACAAGUAUACAUAAUGUCCACUCAAAUCUAAAUAAUAUUUUAUAGCCUAAUAUUUCAGUAAUAGUAAUAGGAUUACAUCAAAAAAAAUACCUAAUUUCUGAUAUGAUUUUCUACACUGGAAAGACUCUCUGGCUGCAUAAGAUGUGAGGAGCCCUUCUCUAGAGAUCUGUACAGGUUUCUUUAACAUUUCUGAACCUCUCAAUCUAAUUUAAUAGCUGCUGUUACAUUAAGAUGAUUUAAUCAGGUUUGUUAGAUGACAUAUUCUUGAAGCAUUAAAUAAUCAGCCUGUUACCCCACAGUUGCAUGAGAUACUAAUAAUCGCUGCAUAUGCUGCCUAGACUGAAACACUACAAAUAUAUUCAUAUGGUUAAAUAUGUUCAGAUAGAUUUCCUCAUAGUGUUGUACCUUCCAGUGAAGUUUGUUUCAGUAAAACACAUCAUCCUCAACUUAUCCAAGUUUUCUGAAGACAUUUAUCAGCUAGAUAGGGUAUUAGAUCUAAACUUUACAUGAAGGAUGAUCUCUAAGCACUGAUUCUGACCACUGAUACAUUUACCAGCCCAAAGCUGGAACCCCAGUGGGUUCCUCGGUUGUCCAUCUGGGUGUUUUUAAAGGUUCUAUGUCAAAUACUACAACAGAGUGUUUCCCUAUCAGGCUUGAAAACUAGAACACUUUUAGAUAUAUGCCUCUUUGCUAUUACUCACUUCUUUUCUAUUUCAUCUAUCACAAAAAAUAUUCUUUUAAUUCACUUUCAAAUAAAAGGUGACUAUACAGGUUUAUUUAUGUUUCCCAAAGUAGAAAUACGUGCUCCCAAAGGUACAGCAGUGGUUUUUAAGGUCCAAUUAUGUACCUUAAUGAAAUUCUUUUAGAAUUAUGAUCUUGUAUGAUCAAAAGACAUACUUUGCCAGUGACGAGCAUUUGUAUCAAAAAAAAAAUUUUAAAAAUGAGAUUGCUUACUUUAAGGCUGUACUCUGAUCUUUCCAUGCUAAUGACUUGCCUUUCUUUGAGCAAGGUUUUCUUUCAUUCACCAUCAUUUCAAUUUAAAAUAUGGAGGAUGAAGUGUGAUUUGUUCUUUCUUCUUUGGCAAUGCUUACAUUCAAAUAUGGCAAAUAUGUACAGUAUUUUGAUUGUGUGCAAAAUAAGUCAAAGUCUCACAUCUGUACUGAUCAUUUGUGUGCUUUACUGUUAAGUGCCCAGGUAUUGUGUUACUAUGUUAACCCUAUAUGCAUAACCAUAACUAACAUUCUGUAAAGUAAUGUCACUGAGUGUGUAUGAGUGGCAAUUCUGCCAGCUGUCCCUGAAUUAAAAUGUGUUGUUAAUACCUUUUCACAUCAUGGUCAUGAAAUCUGUAACUUUGAUUUCUCUCAGAAUCUGUGAACGUACUAGCUACUGCAUGUAGGGUUCAGAACCAAACCAGCUUUUGUGCCACAGGCUCAAAUUUCACACAAAAAGGGGAUUAAGCAGGUGCUUGCUAUAACUAUACAGCAAAAAAGUUUGAAAUGUCACUGCUAUUAUUAAACAAUCAAAUUCAGCAUUAAAGCCUUUUAUGUCUUUUACAUUCCACACACAACUCCACAAUAUUCCCAGAGUUUUCUAUAUAUUUACAACAUAUUUCUGAAAGUUCUUGUAAAUGUCUAUUUUGGGACUAUGUCAGAGAUAGUCCAGCAUUAGAAAUUCUGGACCAUAGAUGCAGUAGAAUCAGAUUUUGAGGCUUUGUCCAUCAAGUCCUCAGAGUCUCAGGGGCUAAUGAUUCACAUCAGAAAAAUUCAGCAUUGUUACAGGAAUUGUAUGUCUUGUUUGUGUUUUCUUCAUUAAACUGGACAAAAUGUAAAAAUACAACAAAUAAAUUAAUAAGAACAAA
Molecule: messenger RNA, 6927 nt
Organism: Ictalurus punctatus (channel catfish)
Lineage: Eukaryota; Metazoa; Chordata; Actinopteri; Siluriformes; Ictaluridae
Gene: ttc39c
Product: tetratricopeptide repeat domain 39C
Exons: 14
Coding region: 1030-2763 (577 amino acids)
Biological process (GO): otolith morphogenesis; cilium assembly
Molecular function (GO): protein binding
Source: RefSeq, a predicted model, not a curated record